This is a messenger RNA of Ctenopharyngodon idella (grass carp), 1414 nucleotides long. RefSeq names its product osteoglycin, paralog b (gene ognb). The record is from RefSeq and is a predicted model, not a curated record. Gene Ontology annotation, molecular function: protein binding. Bases 21 to 1031 code for a protein of 336 amino acids. NCBI's taxonomy places the organism in Eukaryota, Metazoa, Chordata, Actinopteri, Cypriniformes, Xenocyprididae. The transcript is spliced from 6 exons.
AGUGGGUUAAGGCCAGUUUCAUGAAUUGUUUUUUAAUGGUCCACAGGCAGUCACUGCAGAGAAGCUCUGUAAAGGUCUCAUUUUACUCAGGCUGUGACACACUGCGCUGCUCUUCACACAGGACAAGAACUGUUUCUCCUCCAAAGAUGAUGGAUCUCAGGAUUUUACUCUUUUUCGUGACCGUGCCGUGGAUAUUUUGUGAAACAGCAAGAACCAGUAAAGUGGUACCUAGACACAAAGGGGUUUUGAAAAUAGUAGAUGAUGAAGACUUAAUCUCAGAGAGUAGAGUUGUCAUGGAAGCCAAGAAACCAAAGAAAAAGGUCAUUCUUAACCCAGACUAUGAUAGUCCAGCUGAUACAGAUGAUGAAAGUCCAGGAGCAGACGAUAAAGAGGAAAUGGAACUUCCUACUUGCCUGAUGUGUGUGUGUCUAACUGGAUCGGUGUAUUGUGAGGAGGUUUCUCCUGACAUGACAGCAGUUCCACCACUGCCAAAGGAAACGGCUUACCUCUAUGCGCGCUUCAACAAAAUCACUAAAAUAACAAACAGAGACUUUGCUGAUGUUGCCACGCUGAGAAGAAUUGACCUGUCUGGCAACCUCAUCUCUGAGAUAGAAGAUGGAGCGUUUUCAAAACUCAAUCAGCUUGAGGAACUAACACUCGCUGAGAACAAGCUGGUCAAACUGCCAAUGCUACCAGCCAAACUUGUGUCUCUCAAUGUCAAUCACAAUCUACUUAAAACAAAAGGAGUGAAAGCAAACAUUUUCAAGAAACUCAGCAAGCUGUCAUACCUGUACCUUGGAGACAACGGGUUGGAGGCCGUCCCACUGCUUCCGGAAAGUCUGCGUGUGGUUCAUCUACAUAACAACAACAUAACGUCACUGACGGAUGACACGUUCUGCAAAGGAAACAACACGCACUACAUCAGGUACAACAUGCAGGAAGUUCGGCUCGAUGGAAACCCGCUAACCCUGGCUCAACAUCCCAACAGCUUCAUCUGUUUGAGAGCUCUACCAAUUGGACACUACAAGUAAUUUGCUGAGAAGAAGAAAAUGUUCCUUGAGCCAUCGUCCAACUGGCAACUGCAGUUGUAAUGUUAAACAGCACAUUCACAAAGAUUUAACAGUGUAAUAAAGAAUAUUGACUUUUAAGACUUUUCAGUGCAUCACGCAUUUAGAUGUUUAAGAUCAUUUAGAUAAUUUGUAAGACACAUAUACAGGCAAUAACAAGUAUUUUCUUGACUCUCCUUCAGUGUAAUCAUUUUGUUAUAUUUUUGUUCAAGAUUUUGAAAGUAAAAGUUGCAAAAUAAGUAAAAUGUGAGGCAAUAAAUGUCUAUAAAUCUAAACUGGGAAAAUGAUAUUCAGUGGGAUUUUUACUGACAUCCAUUGCUGGUAAAUAAAUUCAUUUUGGACCAACA